Messenger RNA from Triplophysa dalaica, 4617 nucleotides. RefSeq names its product MICAL-like 1a (gene micall1a). NCBI's taxonomy places the organism in Eukaryota, Metazoa, Chordata, Actinopteri, Cypriniformes, Nemacheilidae. Gene Ontology annotation, molecular function: protein binding. The transcript is spliced from 16 exons. Bases 296 to 2824 code for a protein of 842 amino acids. The record is from RefSeq and is a predicted model, not a curated record.
CAAACGUUUGAUUCGGACGUGCCUUGUUGUUACAUUUCUACCUCUGUAUUAUCUACGGCGAAAUUUUCCGAUUUUUGGACGUAGGGGUUUAAAAACGAAACAUUGCUGCGAAAUCGUUCAAGUACAUUCUGUAGGAAGGACUAUAAAAAGUCAACGUGCUGUCAAGCCUGUAACUCAAGCUGGAGUCGGACGAUUAUGUGGGAUUUCUGGACAAAUACGAAUAAGUUUUUCCUUAUUAUGCUUUCAUCUAAUGGGAUUCUUGUGUCGUUGAUUUUGGAUUGUAGCAUAUAGAGGCAUGGGCUCUUUGAAAGCUUUGCAGGACUGGUGCAGGGUCCAGUGUGAGAGUUACCAUGAUGUGGACAUUAGAAACAUGUCCUCAUCCUUUAGAGAUGGAUUGGCGUUCUGUGCCAUCAUCCACAGACACAGGCCGGAUCUCAUAGACUUUGACUCCCUUUCAAAAGAAAAUGUCUAUGAGAACAAUCAACUGGCGUUUGAGGUUGCAGAAAGCGAGUUAAAUAUUCCAGCCCUGCUGGAUCCAGAAGACAUGGUGUCCAUGAGCGUGCCUGACAGAUUGAGUAUUAUCACCUACGUCUCUCAGUAUUAUAAUUACUUCACCAACAAAUACCAAGAUAACUCCACGUGCAUGAAGAGACCCGCUUUUCCAGCCUUCAACGAACCAGUCAUAAAGAAACGAUUAUCUCCAGAGGAACAGGCCUCUAAGACAGAAUUGGGUAGAGAUAGCCAACCAAAAAGCAGCACUCUGAGCAGCAGCUGCCUAGUCUGUGGAAAGCACGUUCACCUGGUUCAGAGGAUCCUCAUUGACGGCAAACUUUACCAUCGGAACUGCUUCAGAUGCAAAGAAUGUAGCAACACGUUACUUCCUGGCUCCUACAAGUUCACAGAGGACGCUGGUUCGCUUAUUUGCACAAAUCACUUUACCAGGUCCAUCAGUCAAAACUGUCGGCCCGAUCUGAGUAAUCAACUAGUGCCUACAAGCUCAAGCCCCAAAGACCCACCCAAUAGGAGUAUACAGGAGUCUACAGCAUCACAAAGUGAUGAUAACGCUGAAGAGAGAGAGGAUGCGAACAGACAUGAACCGUCAAGAGAAAAUCACCCGGACAGCAGCUCAGAGGAGAAGACGGAGCAAGUUCAACAAAAUCCUUUUGAUGAAUCUGAAGAGGAGGAACAGGACCGCCAUCAAGAAGAUGAAGCGGGAAACAAGCCAGCUGCUGAUGGAAGUAAUAGUGUCCUUUCUUCAACGCCAGUGAGGAGUACCGCAGCAGAGGGUCCGCCAGUACCAAAGCCUAGACGGGUGUUGGAACCCUCUCCCGCCCCUCGUCCUGUCCCCAGACCGCGCCCACACAGACCCACCGAGAGCUUGACAGUGAAUGGAGAUGCUCGUGGAUCAGUUCCUGUACCAAGAGAGAGAUCACACUCACCUGCUGGCAAAGCAGCUAACACUCCUAAACCAAAAAACCCACCCUGGCUGGCUCUUGUUCAGUCAGAAUCCAAGAAAAAAACAGCACCUCUCCCACCCGGUAUUCCCAGUCUAGCCUCUUCUGGCUCAACUUCUUCUGUAAAAGAGGAGAGAUCAGAAACAGUCGCUGCUCUCAAUCCCUUUGAUGAUGAAAACAAUGAGGAUGAUGAAGAUGAAGAUGGAGAGCCAGAAACCAACACUGAACCUCCCUUAGGUCCAAUGUUGUCCAACCAUCCCUGGUAUAGGAUCACUCAAGCUGCUAAAGACACAGAUGGAGACGACAGUGCAAAAAGUCCCGCAAGUGUUGAAAGAAAGAAGCGACCGGCACCCCAAGCUCCAAAAUCAACGUCAUCAGCUCUAAGGAAAGAGAGCAUCUCCUCCUCAAACUCAGACUGCAGUGCAGAUCCUCAUCGGCCACCUGCUUACAAUCAGGACCACUUGUUUAUGAAGAGUGUGUCUGAACCAUCAAUCAACACUUCUACCGCCCCAAACCCUCAGCCUUAUUGUUCUCCGAGCGGGUCUCUGGCACCACCUACCAAUACCAACUCAAUGCCAAGCACUCCAGAGACCAGUCGUAGUAUGAGACCGCCCCCCCCUCGACCCUCUUCACAGACACCCAGCACUCCGGCCAAGCACACCUGUAAAGAGAAUCCAUUUAAUAGGAAGACCACCACCUCUUUCAGUGCUCCUAUAUCCGGACGCCCAAAAGGCCCUCGUCCUGCACGACCCCCUGCUCCUGGACAUGGAUUUCCUCUCAUUAAACGUAAGGUCCAGUCCGACCAGUAUAUCCCAGUAGAAGAUGUUCAUAGUGAAAUAAGUGAUCUGGAGAAACAGUUGGACGAACUGGAGAAGAGAGGUGUUGAUCUGGAAAAGAGGUUACGGGACUGUUCAAAUGAUGAUGCAGAAGAACAUCUGCUUGUUGACUGGUUUACUCUGAUUCAUGAGAAACACUUACUGGUGCGACGAGAAGCUGAGCUGGUCUACACGGCUAAGCAGCAGAACCUGGAGGAGAGGCAGGCAGAUGUGGAAUAUGAGCUUAGGUGUUUGCUGAAUAAACCAGAGAAAGAAUGGACGUCAGAUGACAAAGCCAGGGAGCAGCAGUUGAUGUCAGAACUUGUCACUAUUAUUGAGCAGAGGAACCAGAUCAUUAACAGCAUGGAUCAGGAUAGACAGAGGGAGGAGGAGGAAGACAAACUAGUUGCAGCUAUGCUUAAGAAUAAAGAGUUUCGUGGAGAAGGCGAGCAGAAGAAGAAAUUAGGAAAGUUUAAACCCAUGAAGGUUCUGAGGAGGUUGAGCACCAAGAGUGAAGGACUUAAGGGCAACUUUGCCAAAAAAGAGAACAGAUGAGAGCGAGAGAAAUGUAUAGUAUAUACCUUGAUAACUAAUUCUUAUCUCCCAGAAGGGCUGUCACAAUAUCCCAUUUUUUCUUUCUAGAUGAUUGUUAUGGCCAUAAUAAUUUUAUUUAAGAAUUUAAUAGUGAUCAAUUAUCGGUGAAAUUCAUCUUUUAUUUUGUUUGCCAAUAAAUCAUAGUGAAAAUAUGCGUAUAGGGAGGCAUUGAGAGAAUUGGUAACCAUUGUGGCUCUCAAGGCUAAAUGUUAAACGGGUACAAUAAUGUAAAGAUGUUAACCAGAUACUGGCUCUAAAUCAUUUACUAUAAAUAUCAGUAUUAACACAGUAUUAUUAAUCACCGUCUUAAAUUGUCAACACUGGUAUGUUUUGACCGCCCAAAUUCCCACCAUUAUUAUGUGUAUAUUACUGUCAAAUAGAGCAAGUCACCAGUAACACUCAUUAACAUAUAUCAGCUUUACUGCUACUGCAUCUAAGGGGACUUGAACAUUGGUUAAAAUGGGUUCUGUUAUGACAUUUUACAAAGUUUAAUUCUAAAAACUUAAAUAAAGCAUUUAGCCCCGGUUACACAGACAAGGCUUGAGCUGUCUUAACUGAAAAUAUCUUGCCCUGACCUAUCGUAUAAUAUGUCUGCAAUAGUUUUGUCUCAAGAUGCUUAUCGGUCAUGUUGUUUCUAAGGCAUUUUAAGAAAAGAGACUUAAAUAGCCUAAAUGUACCAAGGCAUAGUCCUGACUUUGGCUAAGCCUUAUCUAUGAAACCGGACCAUAGUCUGCUAACAUACUUUACAUCUCUCUUUAAAUACACAAAAUACACAAAGCAGCGGAUGAUGAAGUCCUUAAUGAUGUGUACCAUGAGUGGGAAAAGGAACCCCCUUAAAAGUAAUAUAAAUUUAUGGGUUCACUUAUGUAUUGAUGGUUGUGACUAAUUUAGUUCGGACUUACAGCUCAAAUUACUUACUUAUUUGACACCAUUGUAAUAUCUAUAUGUAGAGUUUGGUUCCAAAAUGAGAUGACAACGUUUUACAUAUUUUCAAAAAUCAUGUUAUUUUAUUUAUCAUGUUUUUAUUGUUUUAUUGUGUUAGGUGGCUGUAUUUUUUAGUCAUUAUGGCUUAAAUCAAAACAAACCAACUGCAGUUGGAUAAAGGAAUUAUCUGAUUUUGGAACCAUACUCUUCAUAUAAUCUCUCCAUUUUAAAAUACUACAUCUGAAUAUGUGAUAUUUAAUGUUCUAAACAACGUUUAAAGUUUCUGUGAAAAUUACAGUGUAAUUUGGAGUUGCUUCACUAUAGUGUGGGAAACCAUCAAGGCUGUGAAUGAAUCAAAUGCCAUGUUCAUUUAUGUUGUUGAGAGUGAAUCAGAGCAGCCAGACAUUUUUAAAUGUAGAAAUGAAAAAGAAAACCCAUGUUAACCUUUAUGUGUGUUUUAAGUAUUUAGCAAUAACUGGUCUUCCUCAGGCUUUCAAGGCCCUUCAAACGUGUGAUUAUGCAAUAAUACAUUUAUUUAGACUUUGACUGCAAAGACUUUAUGUGCUGGGUUGUAAAUCUCUCUAUUAACACAAAAUUUACUUCUGAAGGAGUGCCUAGAAUCUGUUUAAUUUAUGGAUGGAUGUCAUAUAUUGGACAUUCAGUGUCUUAAAAUAUUUUGUUACCAUCUCAUUAUGUGUCUCAUCUGUACAUAUUGAGUGUUUACUGUACAUCAAACUGUCUUUGUUGAACAAAUAUAGAAUGCUUGUUGUCUAAAAUAAUCCCAGGCCUUUUAGGAUGGAAGACUUCAAAAAAUAAAAACUUAAAACACA